Molecule: messenger RNA, 2563 nt
Organism: Gadus chalcogrammus (walleye pollock)
Lineage: Eukaryota; Metazoa; Chordata; Actinopteri; Gadiformes; Gadidae
Exons: 2
Coding region: 177-791 (204 amino acids)
Source: RefSeq, a predicted model, not a curated record
UGUCACUGCCAUGGCAGCUAAGCUAUUAAAGGGAAAAGAGAGACAAAUGCUGACACACCCUCUAUAUAUUCCUCUGCUAACAGAGUCACAACUUCAAACGGUGUUGCGCACUUCCAAAAAACGUUUCACCAUUUUCCGCUUUCUAGGAUACUCUGGAUAGUUUUCAACUGGACAGCAUGUCAACAUAUCUGAGCCUAUGGAUGCACGUCGGCUGCCUGUCUCUGGUGCUGGUUGCCGUGGGGACAAUGGAAUGUACAGAGCGAGAGUCUCUUAUUCGACAGAUCUCCAUCGUGGAGACCACUCAGUGCCUGAUGGACUGCACUGUUCUGACCUUUGCCAAGAUCAUGGAACUGGGAGAUAAUAGGAGCAUACGGAUGAAAGACUCUUCGCAGGAAGAACAGAGAAACCACACGGAUUACUGCUGGCCGCUGGAUUUAAAGUGCACGGCGGGGGAGCACCUGCAGCAAGCGUUUGUGAUCAUGCCCGUGGAUCAAUACGUGGUCACGCACGUGGACCUGACGGUGAAUGGGAUUGGGCCUGUCGAGGGGACGCUGAACGCACACGAGGGUCCGACCAUGCUCCCCGACGACUGCGGCCUCCGCUAUGACGUCACGUCGGUCUACCAAUCUACGCCCAGGGAGUCCCAGGGAGUGGGGUCGGAUUUCUGUGUCCAGGUGUUCCCCCGGAAACCCCUCUCUAGGGAGGGGAUGUUGAAGUGCUUCCCUUUCCUGGUGACCGUCUGGCAGAAGGGCGAUCUGGCAGAUCAGUCCAAGCUGGAAGGAGGGGGCUAGAGGGUAGCCCAUUACUACCCCCCUAACCCUUAUUACAAUUCAAUAUUUUCAAUUCACUUCUUUUAUAAGACGGUUACUAAAACUGUACCUUUAUUCUACCUAGUUCGAUUUCACAAAAUAGUCACAGAGCAAUACAAAAUGUUAUAAUUUAUUGAAAACUUCUUCUUCCGCCAAGUUAUGUAGUUCCUCAAUUGAUAUGAGGUACCGGAACUGUCCGUUUUAUAAUUCGCUAUGAUGACCAGUUAACAGUGUGAACUAUUCCAUACAUAUAAUAAGUAUGGAAUAAACAACAGUUACGGCGUUAUGGGUGGACCUAGGACCACCCACUGUUCAACAGGCCCACCCAAAAGUUUUGUUCUUCAAAAAAAAAAAGUUUAAUAUAUUUAAAUUUUUGGCAAGAAUUAUUAAAAAUCGGCAAACAAUCUCAUAAUUUGUGAUUAAAUAGCCUAAAUAUUCAUUUUUUAAUUGAAAAAAAAAAUACUGUUUUUGUCUUUGUUGAUGUUUCUGCAAAAGUUCAGCAGACAGUGCCAGACAAGCUCUGAUAACACUGCCAAUGACAUCCUGUACAGUUGAACACAUCUUUUCCCAGUAUCAACCGCAUUAAAACACCGAAUAGGAGGGUAACCCAAACCAUAACUGGAAUCCUGGCGCCGUGCCUGCUUAUUACUGAAUUAACUAUUGUCAAUUAAAGCUUAAUUAAUAUACCCUUAUUGUAAAGUAUUACCAUGUAAUUUCCCCCCUGCUGUACUUUACAAAUAAAUAGUUAGCUAAUACUUACAGGGCUUUAAGUAGGCUACCAACAUUAACAUUGACCUAAAUAAGUAGGUGUGCGUUUCCAUUCCGUUUUCAGAGUAAUCUGAAAUUUGAGGCGCAGGUUUAAACAGUCAAUAAUAUGACUUUAUUUUGGGGCCUGGCUCAGAAGCCAGUGCACCAGGGGCCUGCCCCAUGGUUUGAGAAACCCUGCACUAGAACGAGGAUGUCGUGGCAUCGUUUACUAUGUCUCUCGCUGCAGAUCAGUCACACCACUACCAGGAUAUUGAAAAUGUUGAUUCUUUUUAAGCUCCUUCUCAAGUUCAGUCUUUAAAUAAUCGUGUUGUUUGGGGCUCCUCAAGUCCAUACAACAAUGUCCCCGUACUGCCUCCUAUACUGUUCGCAACCGAAACUUCCAGAAACUAUAUAUUUAAACUGUCCGCUUUAUUUAUGUAGCAAAUUUCAAACAUAAGAAUGUAGCUCAAGGUACUUUUCAAUAUAGAGGAAAGACAGAGAAAGAACAGUCUAACCGUAACAAAAAAGAAGAGAACAUAAUGCGGUUGGACCUAAUUGUGGUAGGCCUAGGCCUAAUAAUCUUAUAUGGCAAUUAUAUUCUGGCAGAAAAUGUUGUGUCCGUUUUGUGUACACUUUCACUAGGACUGAAAAUAGAUAGGCCUACAUAAUAAUUAUGUUUCGGUGAUUGGAAACCGACCAGACCAUACCUGUUGGUGCCCUUUUUGGUGCCACAGACAAGUAUAUGGUUGAGUUAGGAAAAAUAGAGAGAGAAAGAUCGAUAGAGAGAAAGCAUGCUUGUGUGUAGAAUUGUAUCUGUGAACAUAGCAGAGAAGUAGCAUAGAGAAAAUCUUUGAAAACGAAUGUGUUAAUGUGCUGAGUUGUUGUUUGGUAGAGUUGUACCAGACUACUAUUAAGUAGUUGACGCUCAUUAAAACUUAUUUUUUUGUAAAAAUAAUAAUAAAACAUAUAUCAAGCCAAUGGGGUCGGAAUGGAUUCUUUGGACUUUA